Molecule: messenger RNA, 2079 nt
Organism: Aspergillus calidoustus
Lineage: Eukaryota; Fungi; Ascomycota; Eurotiomycetes; Eurotiales; Aspergillaceae
Source: the annotation of a GenBank genome assembly
AUGGAGAAUGGAGGACGGCGUUUUGGAGGUUUCAGCCACUGUCGUAAGAUGUUGUCGCGAUCGCCGUCAAAGCUCCUUGUCGGUGGCACAGUUGCCUCUCUUCACCCCACCAUCUCCAGCCUGAUCUACAAGCAUAGAUUGGAGACCACCGCAUGUGGCGGCGCUGCCUCCCCGGCUCGCGACAAAAAAAAAAAAAAUCUUGCACAAAGCUCUCCUCCGAUCAUUGCAUUGCUAGAGAUCAUGGCCUCUUUUCCUCUUCCUUUCCAUCGACCUACACGCAAGGCGUCCAGACAGCCCUCCUUGGAUCCGCGCGACGACAUUCUCCUUCAAGUUGACCACUUUAUUGGUAUUGAUGUUGGGACGGGGAGCGCCCGAGCCUGCAUUAUAGAUGGCAAGGGAGAUAUUGUCGGAUUGGCCUCUGAGAACAUUGGCCUCUGGCAGCCCCAGACAGGAUACUAUGAACAAUCAACAAGUGACAUUUGGCGAUGCAUUUGCAUCUCGGUUCAGCGCGCAAUCAGCCAGCAUAACAUUGACCCCGAAACCGUGCGUGGAAUCGGCUUCGACGCAACCUGCUCUUUGGCAGUCUUCAACAAUGUGACCGACGAACCAGUUUCCGUAACUGGCCCUAAUUUCGACUCUGAUCGCAAUGUGAUACUCUGGCUCGAUCACAGGCCCGUGGAAGAAACUGAAAAGAUCAACGCGACAAACCACAAUCUUCUGCGCUAUGUAGGCGGGAAGAUGUCCGUCGAGAUGGAGAUUCCGAAAGUUUUGUGGCUGAAGAACAACAUGCCCAAGGAACUCUUUGACCAGUGCAAGUUCUAUGAUCUGGCUGACGCGCUGACUCACAUUGCUACUGGUAAUGAGAAGCGAAGCUACUGCAGCGUUGUUUGCAAGCAAGGCUAUGUCCCUGUCGGGGUUGAUGGUAGUGUCAAGGGCUGGCAGGAAGAUUUUCUGACCGAGAUUGACCUACAAGACUUGUCGGAGGAUAAUUUUAAACGCAUGGGCGGUGUUGAUGGGGUGAAUGGAGACUACUUGAGUGCCGGCGAGCUCGUUGGCACAUUGUGCGAAAAAGCGGCUUCCGACUUGGGAUUGCCUGCCGGAAUCGCUAUCGGUAGCGGUGUCAUAGACGCCUAUGCUGGCUGGAUUGGCACGGUUGGCACCAAGGUCGAGUUGGAAUCAGACCAGUUGACCUCGGACGUGGCGAAGAAUGACAAGACGCAAGCGUUCUCUCGCCUAGCAGCCGUUGCUGGGACCUCGACCUGCCACCUUGCCAUGUCCCCUGAUCCAGUAUUUGUGUCUGGAGUUUGGGGUCCGUACCGUGACAACAUCAUUCCUGGGUACUGGAUGUCCGAAGGCGGACAGUCUGCUACGGGAGAAUUACUUAAACAUGUCAUUGAAACGCACCCAGCCUUUAACAAGGCGCUCUCAGUUGCAGAAUCCUACAACAUGAACAUCUACGACUAUCUCAAUGAACACCUGAGGGAGAUGGUCACUGAACGAAAAGCCCCCAGCAUAUCCUAUCUGGCUCGUCACUUUUUUUUCUACGGCGACCUCUGGGGAAACCGCUCCCCAAUCGCCAAUAGCAGCAUGACGGGCUCGGUCAUUGGUCUCUCUAGCGAUCAGUCCGCGGAUGGUCUCGCAAUCUACUACUACGCCACCCUCGAAUUCAUCGCUUUGCAGACUAGGCAAAUUGUCGAAACCAUGAACAGGGCAGGCCACAGCCUUGCAUCCAUUUUUAUGUCAGGCUCGCAGUGCCAAAAUGAAAUUCUGGUCAACCUGAUAGCAACCGCGUGCGGCAUGCCCGUACUUAUUCCCCGGUAUAUCCAUGCUGCCGUCUGCCACGGUGCAGCAAUGCUUGGUGCCAAGGCUGCCAGCGCCGAUGCUGAGGGAAAUACGGAAGAUCUAUGGAGCAUCAUGGAUCGUAUGAGCAAGCCUGGAAAGAAGGUUGUUCCGACCAACGACGAGAAUGAAAAGGCCCUACUAGAGGCCAAGUACACUGUAUUCCUCGAGCAGUGCCACAAGCAACAGGAGUACCGGGCCCUUAUUGAUGGUGUCGUGGGCUCAUGGGGAUCGUCUUAG